Messenger RNA from Brassica napus (rape), 973 nucleotides. Its product is annotated as lysine-rich arabinogalactan protein 18. Bases 73 to 801 code for a protein of 242 amino acids. Lineage: Eukaryota; Viridiplantae; Streptophyta; Magnoliopsida; Brassicales; Brassicaceae. Gene Ontology annotation, cellular component: plasma membrane. The record is from RefSeq and is a predicted model, not a curated record. The transcript is spliced from 2 exons.
CAAGUGAGCUUUUAUCUUCACUUACACUUAGUCUUGUCUAAACCCUUCUUUCUCUCAACUAAUUUCUUAAUUAUGGAUCUCAAAUUUCUCUUAACGGUUACACUAGUCGUCACUUUCUUCGCCGGUGACGUUGAUGGCCAAUCUCCGGCAGUUUCUCCGACCAGUUCUCCUUCUAUAUCUCCUCAAAAGCCUAUAUCCACAGCUCCCGCCAUUUCUCCUGCUUCUCCGUCGCCGAUAUCCACAGCUCCCGCCAUUUCUCCUGCUUCUCCGUCGCCGAUAUCCACUCCCACAGCAGCUCCGGCGAAGGGUCCAGCAGCAUCCCCUUCCAUCGAGGCUCCUAAAUCCUCUGCUUUGGCUCCGGCGAAGACUCCAGCAGCUUCCCCUUCCUCAAUUGAGGCUCCUUCCUCUUCCGUGCCAAUGACGUCUCCUCCUUCUCAUACACCUGAGGUCUCUCCACCGGCUCUUUCACCAGAGGCUGAUUCUACUCCGACCCCUUCACCGGAAACUGAUUCUCCUCCGGCUCCAGUUGUUGCGCCGUCAGCCCAUGCCCCGGCUCCAGCUCCGAGCAAACAUAAGAAGACUAAAAAGACAAAGAAGCACAAGAACGCGCCGGCUCCAGCUCCGGCUCCUGAGCUUCUAAGCCCGCCUGAACCGUCCACGGAAGCUCCUGGACCAAGUGAUGCUUUCGCUCCCGACACGGCCGACGAUCAGAGUGGAGUAGAAAGAACAGCUGUGAUGCAAAAUGUGGUUGUGGGAGCUGUGGCAACAACAGCAUGGGCUCUUCUCGCGCUGGCCUACUAAUAAAUUUUUGGUUUAUUAUGCUUUUAUGUUUCAACAGCUCUCUUGAUUUUUUUUCUAAAUAUUUUUUACCUAGCAUACCGUUGUCUGCCUCGUUACAGCUGCUCACAUAAUUUAUCAGCAUUUGAUAUACAAUUUGGGUUUUUACGUUGUACAAAUAAAUCCAUUUUCCUUU